AUGAGUACAGAAGAGGGCGGCGGUGGCUCCAAUCAGGGGUCUGAUACCCUCUUCCAGGGAAAGAAAUUCUGGUUAUCACAGAAUAUCCCGCAGAGGAGUAGGUUCAAGGAACUCAUUACAGAACAUGGCGGAACUGUAAGACUACAAGAAAAAGACGCAGACGUCAAGUUAGUCGAUCAUAAGAGGAAGAAUUUACCUUCUGAUGCCUACUCAUACAAAUAUAUCGAAGACUCCAUCCGCAGUAAACGGCUAGCAAAACUGGAAAACUACCGAGCCGGCCCAUCACCGCAACGCCCCGUGGGAGCAACUUACAUCCCGAGCCGGGGUAUCAAGGUUAUCUAUUCCAUGGAAGAUGAUCAGCUGCUUUGGGACCAUGUCCAGCAGUUUGAGGGAAAGACUGGGGUUGCGAUUAGUGGGAAUAAGAUUUAUCAGGAUUUGGCAGCGAGGAACCCUAGACAUACAUGGCAGUCGUAUCGGGAUCGAUACUUAAAGAGGUUACGUGGGCGCCCUCGACCUGGUGGUAUGGCGGGGUCUGCGGUUCAGACAUCAGACGCAGGGCCUAGUUCGUCAGUUCCUCCUCGGGAUCCGGAGCCUGCCAGCAGUCAUCGACAGUCGCCAGCUUCUACUGCAGGUCGAGUUCCAAUAGUCCAUGAGAACAGGAUCGACAGAGCUUCUUUAAGAGCUCCUAGUACGACUGCAAAAGAACGACCACAGCAGAGAACGGAGCCAGUUAUCAACAAGUCAGAUGGUCGAAAGCGGAAGAGAUCAUCUAAUAUUGAACCUACCGAUCGUCCUCAAUCCAGACAGCAAGAAUCACCAGAGCAAAAGAAAAGAAGACACCCAGAGCCCGUGGCACGAGAAAUCCGAACACCAGAAACAACCCAAACUACAGAUCACCGCAAAGAACCAGAACUAGAACAACAGAAGCAACCCGACCAGCCUGAAAACGAAGUCGACAGCCUAUUCCUAGAACUCCCCUUCUUCCCUGCAACCCCAACCCCAGAACCCGAAGAGGAACAAAGCUCACAGCCCGACAUCGACGACUGGAUCGAUGAUCAUAUACGCAGUGGCAGAGCGCAGAACGAUGCACAGGUAAUCGAAGCCCUACGCUGCACGAGCAUGGAUCCAAGCCUAGCUGAUAAGAUUCUGGGUAAUCUGGUCGCUGGAAAGGGGAUAUCGGAUGAUAUGCCGGGGGUGUGGACCUCGGAAGAUGAUAGGUGCUUGGAAGGUGCUAAUGCCCGGGAUAUUGAGCGCGUGCUGGAGAAGCAUGGAACGGAGUAUUUCAAUGUUAGAUGGGAGUAUCUUGGCUUGGCGAGGGACGCAGGGCUUGAGAAUCCCGAUGAUCAAUGAUCAUGCUGUAAUGAGUCCGAAUCCAAAAUUUCAUAAGUGAUUUGUCUUGUACAGGAAACCACGGAAGCAUUGAAUGAAAUCGAUACAGGGAGAAUCGCCACCCGG
Molecule: messenger RNA, 1455 nt
Organism: Aspergillus glaucus CBS 516.65
Lineage: Eukaryota; Fungi; Ascomycota; Eurotiomycetes; Eurotiales; Aspergillaceae
Product: putative transcription factor Rap1
Exons: 4
Coding region: 1-1350 (449 amino acids)
Biological process (GO): regulation of DNA-templated transcription; telomere maintenance via telomere lengthening
Cellular component (GO): shelterin complex
Molecular function (GO): telomeric repeat DNA binding
Source: RefSeq, a predicted model, not a curated record